This is a messenger RNA of Acanthaster planci (crown-of-thorns starfish), 1913 nucleotides long. Its product is annotated as enkurin-like. Gene Ontology annotation, molecular function: calmodulin binding. The record is from RefSeq and is a predicted model, not a curated record. NCBI's taxonomy places the organism in Eukaryota, Metazoa, Echinodermata, Asteroidea, Valvatida, Acanthasteridae. Gene Ontology annotation, cellular component: axonemal microtubule; acrosomal vesicle.
GCACACAUUGACUGUGGGACAACGUUGCCAGAUCGUCCGCUAUUAGUGAAAACGCUCUAAAACAUCACUUUCUUCACAAAUUGUUGAAACAGAGAGCAUUUAAAAAUAGAACAAUAUGACAACGCAGGUUAUGUCCGAGAGUAUUUACAAUCUCAUUCCUCAUGAAGAAGUGAAACCGCCGAAGGAACAACGAUAUCAGUCGAAGUUCCGCUCUACUGUGAAAGAGGAGAAAAAGACAAACAAGUCACCAAACAAGACCAUGGGCCCAGCCAAGGUUGACUUGAAGGCACCAAAGGAUUACCUCAGUAAACACUCCAAGGAACCAGUGCUUCCGGAGAAGACCACCUUCAGAUAUCCGGACGAGGACAAGCGCAAGCCCAUGGUCCCUAAGAAGGAGGACAGGCCCCUGAUGGGUCUGAAGUCCAACAAGAAUUUCAUCACGACCAAUGCUGUAGAAAACAUCAUGUCUGUGCCAAAGAAGCCAGCAUCCAAUUUCGUCGACACAGUGAAGGGAUCAACUCAUCCUCUUGAACCAUCAGGGCUGGUGCCAAAAUAUCGGAACAAGCAGGGUUAUGGGGAUGUACCAGAUUACCUGCGCAAGCGGAACGCAGAGGUUCAGAGAGCUCAAGAGGAAUAUGAUGAAUACAUCAAGGAGCACUACAGACGGGGUGCCAUGAAGCAGCUGACAGACACAGAGCGGCAAUGUGUGCUGGACGGGCUCAAGAAGAACUGGGAGGAGAUCCAUCACCAGUAUCAGGGUCUGUCGGUUGUGACAGACACUGCACCUAAGAAGGCACGCAAGGAACGGAUGGAGGCCGAGAUGAAGCAGCUGGAGAGAGACAUUGAGCUGUUAGAGAAGCACAAGAUCAUCUACAUUGCAAACAACUAGACGCUCAGACUGUAUUUUUAACCUCCUGGGAGAUCUCCAAGAGGAUGUAGUUGUUGCCCACCACUUGGCAUGGAAUCAGCAUCUCUUUCACACAUGGGAACAGUUAGAAUGUUUGAUAGAUUCAUGAAUGUUAGCCCUCUGCCAUGGUUCUAAGAGCUUAAUAGCAUCCACAAGUCAAUUACAAGUACAUGUAGUUCAGCUCCCAAAACUUUGCAGAGAAGCCAGUGUACAUUCCACACAGAAACGAUUGUGACACCUGUGCUUACAGGCUAGCCUUGGGUGAAUCCAUUAUUUCCUGCUUGUGAAAGGAUGCAAACAUUCCAUGAUUAUGUCUACUGAUGUUUUUUGCCCUAUCAGAAUUGCAUGUGAACAUGUCAUUAAACAUGGAUAUGUACACUUGUUCAUCGCAAACAGAAAACGCCAUGGUAUCUAUUUUUUUGUGGUUUCAGGUACUGCAAGUUAGUAUUGCCAGCUGCACAGGUGUCUAGUUUACUUUAAAUUUUAAAAUCUAUGUAACUCAACAGGAGUUUGAGGGUUGUAAAUGAUGCACCUGGCAUUCAUUCAGAAGUGUGAGGGGGGCCUGUAUGUCAAUGCCUGUGCCAUGCUUGUUGCUAGAAAGUUCUAGACGUCAAAUGAAUCACCUGUCACCAUGUAACCCCUGUGUGCACAGUACUUACGUUUGUUGCUUUAAACUUUUGUGCUGCUCCAUUCAAUGUAUGUAUUUUUAACGUACGUCUACAUUAAAUUUUAAGAUUCCAUAAGUGAGUCAUACAUAAAUAACUCCAAAAUCUGUCAAAAGACAUCCGUCCAUAUUCAAGCGAAUGCUUUAUACAAAUGCUCAUAUGGAAAAGCAUUGACAUGAUUUUACAUGUACAUUACACGUUCCAGCAUUUCAUAUCCGUCCUGUUGUAUUUGGUUUUCCUACAUGAUACGAAGUGCACAUUUUGUAUAUAAAUAAUUAAUAACUGAAGUUUGUAAAUACGGAUUUUCCACUGUCAAUAAAGCGUCUCAAGUAUAAUCAUAA